This is a messenger RNA of Microcebus murinus (gray mouse lemur), 4702 nucleotides long. NCBI's taxonomy places the organism in Eukaryota, Metazoa, Chordata, Mammalia, Primates, Cheirogaleidae. The record is from RefSeq and is a predicted model, not a curated record.
UUGUCAGGUUAUACCUGGGGGACUGCGAGGUUGCCGGACGUCCAGGAGUCCCACAGGGUGAAUUUAGGUGUCCGAUGGUUGCAUCUAGAAGGAGGUGAAAAUUUUGUUUCGAAGUCUUAUAAACACAGAAGAAAGUUCUUCCAGUCAGAACUGUGGGACUAGUUUUGUUAACAACAAUAUGAAAGGCUCUGAGGUUAGCCCGGAAAAGAAAAAAAGGGCUAAAAUACCACCGAGGAGACUUCGUGAGGUAGAUUCUCCAAAUCAUGGAGAUAAUUUGGCUUUGCUGAAAGAUGAGUUGCCCUGUGUCCCUCCAGCGUUGCCUGCAAAUAAACGUCUUCCUGUUAGAACGAGGACUAGCUUGAAUGGAACAUCAUGUGGUUCAUCAGACUUAACUUCUGCUAGAAAUUAUCAUCAGUCUUCAUUAGAAAAUCCUACUGCAUCAGAAAGUGAUUUUUCUAAAGACAUCGCAAUACAAGGGUUGCCUUUGGAUAAAACAGAAGAGAGCAACAGACAAAAAGCAAACGAUGUCUUUAUUUCUCAGUACACAAUGGGACAGAAAGAUGCUGUAAGAACAGUUUUAAAACAAAAAGCUCAAAGCAUGCCUGUUGUUAAGGAAGUAAAAGUACAUCUUUUAGAAGAUGCAGGCACAGAAAAAGAUGCUGCUGCUCAGGAAACUAGAACUUCACCCAGUGGAAUUGAUUCAGCUACAACUGUUGCUGCAGCAACUGCGGCUGCCAUUGCAACAGCAGCUCCACUGAUAAAAGUAUAUCUUUCUCCCCAGAUAUUCAUAACUACUUUGUAUCAUGAAAAUUACUCCUUAAUCACUGUGAUGGCUCUAACUCAUUUUAUUAGUGCUGCACUCAAGACCAGUAGUUUUCAGCCUGUUAGUGUGCCCCCUUCCAGAGCAGUGGAAAAAUAUUCUGUAAAACCUGAACAUCCUAAUUUUGGUAGCAGUAAUCUGUCGUCACCUAAUACAUUUGCUUCCAAACAAGCACCUUUAAGAGAAGUUGAAGAUACGGGUUUUGAUAAACAAAAAUCUCCUUUGGAGACACCAGCACCUCGAAGAUUUGCUCCCGUACCUGUUUCAAGGGAUAGUGAACUAUCAAAGAGGGAAAAUCCUAUGGAAGAAAAAGAAAAUAUGGAACUGUCAGGUCAUAGAGGAAAUGUAAAAUUAUUGGAACAAAUUUUGAAUAACAAUGAUUCUUUGACAAGAAGAAGUGAAUUUUCUGAUAACACCUCACUAACCGGGCCAAAAAUAGGAUGGAAUCCUGAGAAAAGAGACAGCACUGAAACUCUACCUUUUCAAAGAUUUUCUUCCCAUGAAGAGCUAGGAACAGUUAAAAUGACUAUGCAGAAGUCCAAUGAUGUUCUUCAUGAUCUUGGCCAAAAGAAGAAAGAAGCAAAUGGCAUGGUUCAGAAUGAUAAACUUCAGACAACCCAUACAACAAGAUCUGUGUUGAAAGAUGCUGAGAAGAUUUUGAGAAAAGUACAAAACAAUAAAAAAGUACUUGAGGAAAACCUGGAAGCUAUUAUUCGUGCAAAGGAUGGAGUUGCAAUGUACUCGUUUAUCAAUGCUUUAUCUACCAACAGAGAGAUGUCAGAGAAGAUUAGAAUCAGAAAGACAGUAGAUGAGUGGAUUAAAACCAUUUCUGCAGAAAUUCAGGAUGAACUGUCAAGAAAAGAUCAUGAACAAAAGAGAUUUGAUCAGAAGAAUCAAAGGACCAAGAAAGUUCAGAAUAUGAGUAAAGACCUUAAAACUAACACACAAGACAAAACUGUAAAGAAACCUGUAAUUCCAGGAAAAUAUUCUCAAAAACAAAUAGAAGAGCAUUUUAGAAAUCUACCUAUGAGGAGCAUGCCUGCUUCAAGUUUACAGAAAGGGAAAAAAGAGGGGCUUUUGAAAACAACCACGGUGAUACAAGAUGAAGAUUAUAUGUUACAAGUUUAUGGAAAACCAGUUUAUCAGGGUCACCGAAGCACUCUUAAAAAAGGACCGUAUCUCAGAUUUAAUUCUCCAUCUCCUAAAUCCAAACCACUGAGACCAAAAGUAAUAGAGCAAGUUAAAGGCACUAAACUAAAGUCAAUAAGAACACAAACUGACUUUUAUGCAGCAAAACCUAUGAAGAUGGAUUCUAAAAUGAAGCAUUCCAUUACUACACUACCUCAUGGCGACCAGCAGUAUUUGUUCAGCCCAAGCAGAGAAAUGCCUACUUUCUCAGGUACACUAGAAGGUCAUCUAAUUCCAAUGGCAAUUCUCUUAGGACAAACCCAAAGUAAUAGUGAUUCCAAGCCACCUGCUGGAGUAAUUGUAAAUAAGCCACACCCUAUAACUGUGACUACUUCUAUUCCUCCAUCAUCUCGAAAAAUAGAAAGUGGAGUAAAGAAACCUAAUAUAGCAGUUGUAGAAAUGAAGUCAGAAAAAAAAGAUCCUCCUCAGCUUACUGUACAGGUAUUGCCCAGUGUAGAUAUUGACAGCAUUUCAAAUGGAAGUGCUGAUGUCGAUCCACCUCUGCCUAGUCCCAAAGAAGCAUCUCUUCCUCCUCUGCAAAACUGGAUACAGACUCCAGAAAUUAUGAAGAUAGAUGAAGAAGAGGUGAAGUUUCCAGGAACUAACUUUGAUGAAGUAAUCGAUAUCAUACAGGAAGAGGAAAAAUGUGAUGAAAUUCCAGACUCUGAACCAAUCAUGGAGUUUAACAGAAGUGUUAAAGUUGUUUCUACAAAAUAUAAUGGUCCUCCAUUUCCGCCAGUUGCUUCUGCUUCUCAGCCCACUGCUGAUAUUCUGGAGAAAGUAAUUGAGAGAAAAGAAACAUUGGAAAAUAGCUUAAUUCAGUGGGUAGAACAAGAAAUAAUGUCAAGAAUUAUCUCUGGCCUCUUCCCAAUCCAGCAACAAGCCAUACAUAAUGUUAGUGUUUCAGUCAGUGAGGCAAGUGAACCACUGACUUCUGAUAUUGUGGAAGGAACAAGUGGUGGUACCCUCCAGCUUUUUGUUGAUGCUGGGGUUCCUGUGAAUUCAGACAUGAUCAGCCAUUUUGUGAAUGAAGCUCUUGCUGAGACCAUUGCUGUCAUGCUGGGUGACAGAGAAGCAAAAAAGCAAGAUCCUGUUGCUACAAGUGUUGAUGGGGAUGUUUCAGCAAAUGAAACAUACUUGCCGGCAAGAGUGUGUACCCCAGUGGCUACCCCACAGCCUACGCCUCCUCAUUCACCUUCAUCACCCCCUAAGGAGCAUGUGCUGGUAAAAACUCCAGAUUCUUCUCCCUGUGUUUCAGAUCAUGAUGUGUCUUUUCCUACAAAAGAAAUAUUUGCUGAAAAAGGAAAUGAUAUGCCUGCUGUCACACUUAUUACUACUCCGGCAGUUACUCCUACUGCUACACCGCCUCCAGCAGCAGCUCUUACUCCAACUUUGUCAGAAAUUUCCAUUGAUAAAUUGAAAGUCUCAAGCCCAGAGCUUCCUAAGCCAUGGGGUGAUGGAGACCUGCCACUGGAAGAAGAGAACCCUAACCCUCUUCAAGAAGAACUUCUUCACCCAACAGCUAUCGUAAUGUCUGUGGCUAAGGAUGAAGAACCUGACAGUGUUCUAGAUUUCCCUGCCCAGCCUGCACCUCCAGAGCCAGUUCCUGUUACGCCAUUUCCUGCGGGCAGCAAGGCUCCUUCCCCCCCACAGAUGCCAAAUUCUGAUUCAUCAACACUGGAGAGCACCUUGACUGUUACUGUCACUGAAACAGAAACUUUAGAUAGACCCAUCUCUGAAGGAGAGAUUUUAUUUAGCUGUGGUCAAAAAUUGGCUCCCAAGAUUUUAGGAGAUGAUGGACUGUAUCUGACAAACCUAAAUGAUAGUUUAUCCAGCACUCUGCAUGAUGUUCUUGAAAUGGAAGAUGAUUCUCCCAGUGAAGGACAAGUGAUUAGGAUGCCCCAUAAAAAAUCUCAUGCAGAUGUAAUUCUUUCUCUUCUUGCUAAACAAAACCAGGAAUCCUUAAUUUUACAGCAAGCAGUCUGUCAUUCAGAGGACUUGGAAAACAGUGUGGGUGAACUUAGUGAAGGACAAAGGCCCAGGCUGACAGCAGCAACAGAGAACAUCUUACUGGGACAUUCUUUCUAUGGUCAGCAGCCUGUUGCUAAUGCAGAGACUUUGAAUCAACAGUGUGAUUCUAAGCCAUUACCUCAGCAAUUUGAUACAGUUUCAGAUGGUAUUGAUGAAGAUUCAUGUGCUAGUCAUGGUCCAAUGAGUUUGGGAGAAUUGGAAUUGCAGCCAAAUUCUAACUUUGUUCUUCCCACAACACUUCUGCCAGCACAAGAAAAUGAUGGUAAUUUACCAGGAGCAGCUGAAGAUUUUUCUCAGUAUCAACAAAAGCAAGACCACGAUGUUAAGCAAGUUGAACACAAACUGGCACAAAGUUGUUUAAUACAAGCUUCCCCAGGUGAUAUGGAUCGGACACAAAUUGAGCCCAAUCUGUACCUCGCAUCUGUAUUUACAGGUGGUAAAGCAGUACCGCUCUUAACUUCGCAGACGGCACCUGCCAAGAUGUCCGUGACGCUGCCCUCAGUGAACCUGGAGGAUUUGUCUCAGUCUCAGAGCAUCAGCACCAUACAGGGGGACAUGGAGUCCUCGGGAACAGAUACCUUCUGAGCAGGAAGUGAGAACCAGCAUGAUGUUUAUGCCACUGAUUUUGAAGUCGUAUUAUUAAUGCUUUGGCUUAAAACCGUC